Molecule: messenger RNA, 924 nt
Organism: Malassezia globosa CBS 7966
Lineage: Eukaryota; Fungi; Basidiomycota; Malasseziomycetes; Malasseziales; Malasseziaceae
Exons: 1
Coding region: 1-924 (307 amino acids)
Biological process (GO): proteolysis
Molecular function (GO): aspartic-type endopeptidase activity
Source: RefSeq, a predicted model, not a curated record
AUGCUCCUGGAAGCUGCCUUCAAGUCAUCACAUGAGUUUUACCGAGUUCUAAGCGAACAACGCACUCAAAUGGAACGGAUGAAUGCUGCUCAUCAAGAACUCGUCAACUCUGACCCUUUCAACGUGGAGGCCCAGAAAAAGAUCGAGGAGACUAUACGCCAAGAGCGCGUAGCAGAAAACCUUGAACAUGCAAUUGAAUACAGCCCUGAGAGUUUUGGAAAUGUUUCGAUGCUGUAUGUAAACCUGAAGGUCAACGGCCAUCCAAUCAAGGCAUUUGUCGAUAGUGGCGCUCAAGCCACCAUUAUAAGUCCUGACUGUGCAACUCGCUGUGGGAUCAUGCGUCUUUUGGACACUCGUUUCGCCGGUGUUGCUUUAGGUGUUGGAACGGCCAAAAUCUUGGGUCGUGUGCACAGCGCACAAAUUCAGCUGGGUACUGAUUUAUUCUUACCUUGUUCAUUUACUGUGCUUGAGGGCAAGAAUGUUGACAUGCUUUUUGGUCUAGACAUGUUGAAACGCUACCAGGCCAGCAUCGAUUUGAAAAAAGGUGCUCUCAUUAUUCAAGAUCGUGAAAUCCCUUUCUUAGCUGAACAUGAAAUCCCGAAACAAUUCCCUAGUCUGAACGAACUAACAGAUGCUGGGAAGAAGACUAUCGAUGGAGAUGGGCAUGACAACACUGAACCUAUCAGCUAUGGAAACAUGCAAUCGGCGUAUGGACAUGCUUCAAGCCAAGAAAUGAGUGGAGCAAAAGUUGAAGUCUCCAAGAACCAGCAGAACACAGAGAAAGGCAUUUUCAACGAAACGGGAAAAAAUCAGGAAUUACGAGAUAUGCUCAAUUUAGGAAUUCCAGAACAAGAAGCGGAACAAUUUUUAGAAUUGAGCAACGGUAAUUUAGAUCUAGCAGUUAGCCUUUAUUUUUCAAAAUAA